AUGGAGUCGUCGGUGUCUUCUUUGAUGGACCACCUCAAUGGUGUGGAGACACGCCGUCGUGUUGUUAUGAUGAAGCGCAAAGAAGCCGAGACGCGACUGGCCUUUUCCACUGAGGAACAGCAGCAGCUGGAACAACAGACAGCACAGAAUGAGGUUCGGGCAGUGGAGCUGAAGAAAGAGCUGGACCACCUCCUUGAGGAGCAGCGGCAGCUACAGCUGCAGUUAAUGGCCGGCAUGGACACAGUCCGUCAGAG
Molecule: messenger RNA, 254 nt
Organism: Trypanosoma cruzi
Lineage: Eukaryota; Euglenozoa; Kinetoplastea; Trypanosomatida; Trypanosomatidae
Exons: 1
Source: RefSeq, a predicted model, not a curated record